AUAGCUGUCUUUGCUCAAGGCAAAAGGCUUCAGCCCAUGGAGAGCUUUUCAUUUCCAAAAAUGCCUACGAGUUUAAUUAAACUCCUUGUAUGAACCAGCUGGCAGGAGUCAUCACUUUACCAGCUUGUCUGUCUGCAAUUCCAAGUGAAGAUGGGUGUUCUGGCUGUAUUAAUUCUCCCACUUCUUGUGGUAGGAAUCAGUGGUGUGGUAUAUAUUUAUCGGACAAUUGUUCAGAUGAUGUCAAAAUCUGCUGUGCGGAGCAAAGUUGUAAUAAUUACUGACGCUCUCUCUGGUGUGGGCAAGGAAUGUUCACGAGUAUUUCAUGUUGGUGGAGCCAGGCUAGUUCUGUGUGGUAAGAACUUGGACAAGCUAGAGGAGCUCUAUGGUGAAUUAAACAGUGCUGCUGAUCCUAGGGCUACAUUUACACCAAAGCUUAUCCUUCUAGAUCUGUCUGAUGUAAACUGUAUCCAAGAUGUAGCUAAAGAAAUCUUGGAUUGUUAUGGGUGUGUGGAUAUACUCAUCAACAAUGCCAGCACAAAAAUUAAGGGUACAGUGCAGAACAUCUCCCUGGAAGCUGACAGAAAGAUUAUGGAUGCCAAUUAUUUUGGGCCAGUAACACUCACCAAAGCUCUUAUUCCCAACAUGAUCUCCAGGAGAACUGGUCAGAUCAUAUUGGUCAACAAUAUCCAGGGAAAAUUAGGAGUCCCAUUUCGUGCAGCCUAUGCGGCUUCAAAGCAUGCUGCACUGGGGUUCUUCGACUGCUUGAGAGCAGAACUGCAGGAAUUCGGUGUUUGUGUCAGCACGGUGACUCCAAGCUUUAUACGUUCAUACAGUGUUCAACCACAGCCUAGCAACGGGGAAGCCUCCAUGUGGAAAUCUCUUCUCAGAAAACUGGCCUAUGGUGUCCACCCAACAGAGGUAGCAGAAGAAAUUCUGCGCACAGUGAACAGGAGGAAACAGGAAGUGUUCAUGGCAAAUCCUAUUGCAAAGACAGCUGUCUACAUCCGCACAUUCUUUCCAGAGUUAUUUUUUGCUGUUGUUGCCGCUGGAGUUAAAGAAAAACAGAAAAUAGAAGAUGGAAAGUAAUUGUAUCUUGUUCAUCCACCUUGGCAGUAGGAUUGUCAGAAGUCUUUAUUUUAUGGGCAGGUCUAUUAAGGAGGUUGAAGCAGGGAAAGACCACACAAUUCCAAAAGAAAUAAGAAAACAUGUCUGAGGGUUUGAAGGCAGUGGAGUUGGGAAAGUUAAUGUUUCUAGCUAAAAUUAAAGCUACACACCUGAGUAAUGGACAGGCUCCAGGGUUCAUUGUAAGCCAUUGGAAAUGCCUGUGGUGCUGCAAAAGAAUAGAUAGAAGACACAAACGCCCCCAAGAAAUGAUGUUCUACAUGUUGGCUUUUGCCUUAGAGCUGUUGUGGAAACAGGAAAACUUAAAUAAAUACAGGCCAUGUGGUUACUGGGUCUAGGAAGAAAUGGAGAAAUAGAUGGAGAUUUUAAAAGAGAUGGAGUAUGUGGCACGAAUGUAUGGUGUUCAUUUGAUAACUGAGAAUGAAGAGUGUAUGGUGUUCAUUUGAUAACAGAGCAGGCUUGGUUUGGUGUAGAGAGGAAUUUCUCAGAGAAGCAGAAUACAGGCAAUUCGACAAUAUUUGGUAUAUUUGUGGUUUGUGCAAGUAUUUCUCUCUCUCUCUCUCUCUCUCUCAAUUUCAAAAGCACAAGAUUGUAUCUAGUGCCUCUAGUAGGACCUGAUUUUGGAAAUGUUUAGCCAUAAAGAAUUAAGCAAGUAUCAGGGGCGAGUGCUUUGACAGAAAUGGAUGCACACAUAUAGUCAGAUUUUGGGAAAACCUUACAGAGACUGAAAAAACACUAUAGUUUUAUUAUCUGAUGGUGGCAAUAACAGGUAAUACUAUAUCACUCAGUAGACACAAAGAAGUGCAGAAACCAGCCUAUGACAACUGAAGAUUGCUGCAAGCAGCAUCGGUCCAUCACAAUCAAUUAUUCAAAUUAUAAGGGAAAAAGUGGAAGGUGUCAUAAAUGAAAUCAAGAACCCCUAGACUUGACAGAGAAAUGUAUGGGGCUGGUAUCCCUUUGUAACUAAAUAGCUGCCACAGAAUCUAUGCAACAUCUACAUAUAAUGGGCAUAGCAAAACCAAGAGAAGGUGUCAUGUUUUAAACUAGCUGUGAUGUAACCUGGAACAGAAUGUUGUCAAACUGUACAUAGCAUGGACAAUGUGAGAAAAGCGGUUAGAGAGUAUUGAUCCAGGAGCAUAACUGUAACAGGGGCAGUUCUGGUGCCACAUGUUUAUCUAUUGCGGCAUCUUUUGUAGCUCCAUCCUGGUUCAAGCACUGGCCAUAUAAGCAUGUGUCACAUUAGGAUAGCAAAAAGCAGAAAUAGCUAUGUUAACCAUAACAAAAAUGCCCAAUUUCAUGUUGUGGUAGCACCUUUAUCAGGCCAAACAGGAUGACACACAAAUGUGUAGCGAGCUGUUGAAACCUUAAGAUCUCUUCAUCAGGCAAGGUGUUACAUAAAGCAUUGUCUGCACAUUGUCAAGAAACAGCAGGCUCUACAGACUCUAAAACAGGUGUAAUCAGCACCAUUGUUUGCCCAGGGAGAAGACAAUUUUCAGACUCCCCCUAAAUAUGCAUGGUUUGCAGGAGGAGCAUGACGGAUCUCGAACAGUUGCAUAGACAAGACUCGCAUACUGUGUAAACUGAAACAAAAGAGUGAAAGAAUGCAUACUUUCUGAAAAUGUCACCUGCAUGUAUGUAUGAAGAGAGAGGACUGAACUGAAAGAUGGCUGCUGCUAGGUUUGUGGUUGCUGCAGGACAUCCAGAGGUUGGCGCCCAAAUAGUAAUGCUAUGGAGGUGUGCUUCUUCUCUGGUCCUAGCAAAAGGAUUAGGGACAAGCCCUCAGCAUCUUCCCUGACUCCACUGCCUCUUCAUUUCCCCUCUUUUGGCUCACUGGCUUAAACCAGUAUCAAAUGUUCCUGUCUUCUAAAAGAGAAUCCUUCAUCUUGAACAACACAUUCACAUUUAGAUAUUUCAAUUGGAAAAUUUUUGAAGAAAGCCACAAGCACAAUAAAAAAUAUUUGACAAUAAUAUGUACAUAGUGUUCCCCGUAAUGGAUUUCAGAUCCUGCAACCUUGCCUUGAAGUGGCAUAAAUAAAGUCCUUGCUUUAACUGUGUACAACACAUUUCUUUUCUGUUUUCUACUGAAGGGUGAAG
Molecule: messenger RNA, 3216 nt
Organism: Pogona vitticeps (central bearded dragon)
Lineage: Eukaryota; Metazoa; Chordata; Lepidosauria; Squamata; Agamidae
Gene: DHRS7C
Product: dehydrogenase/reductase 7C
Biological process (GO): intracellular calcium ion homeostasis
Molecular function (GO): oxidoreductase activity, acting on the CH-OH group of donors, NAD or NADP as acceptor
Source: RefSeq, a predicted model, not a curated record